UAGGAAUAGAAUAUGUAUUCCCUAUUCUUUGCUUUGGUUCAAAAGUUAAAUGAGGAAUAGAUAUUCUGUGGAAUACCAAUUCCAUGGUUUAUGUGGAAUAUUCAUUCCCCCCAAAAAUCAAAGAAUUGCUAUUCUUUAGACCUAAAAAUAUGUCAUUUACAAUUUUACCCUCAAAAUAUAGACAGAAAAAAACUUGAAAUCCCGAUAAGAAAAAAGAGGAUCUGUUUCUAUUCGUUUUUUUUGUCAUCGUUCUCUGUUAUUCAUGUUAAUUUCUCUGGUCUCUGGUUCAUCUUCUUCGUUCAUACAAAGAAACUGAAGCUUUUAUCAAGUUGUAGAUCUGAGUUAAGUAAUGUCUCGAUUGAGUUUGCUUCGUAAUAAAGAAAAGAGAAAGAAAACUGUUGCUAUUUUAACUGUAUGGCUGCAAAUGAAUGUAAUUGCAAAUUGGUUUUUAACCAUGGCAGGUGUAGCUUUGUCUAGUCAUAGGAUCAAACCUAAAGUUACUUAUGAAGUAAGUUCGUAUCUAAAACGAGAAUAUAUUAGAAGACUUGUUCAUAAUAAGGACACUACUUGCACUAGUGAAUUAAGGAUGAAUAGAAGAGCAUUUUAUAAAUUAUGUGAGAUGUUAGAAAAUAUUGGAGGCUUGAAACCAACAAGAUUUAUGCUUGUGGAUGAGCAAGUAGGGCUGUUUUUGCACAUCCUUUCACAUCAUCAAAAAAAUAGAACUAUCCUCACUAACUUUCAAAGGUCAGGAGAGACUGUAAGUCGAUGUUUUCACAAGGUGUUGGAUGCCACUAUGCGUUUGCAAGGUCAUUUAUUUAAAAAACCCAAGCCUGUUCUUGAAAAUUGUGACGAUGAACGAUGGAAGUGGUUUAAGAAUUGUCUUGGAGCCUUGGAUGGGACAUAUAUAAAAAUUAAAGUGCUAGCGGUGGAUAGAAAUAGAUAUCGAUCGCGUAAAGGAGAUAUUGCCACAAAUGUUUUAGGAGCAUGUACAUCAGACAUGCAAUUUACUUAUGUCCUUCCUGGUUGGGAAGGAUCAGCGGCUGAUGGCAGAGUACUUCGAGAUGCUAUAAGUAGGAGAAAUGGACUUAAAGUACCACAUGGUUGCUACUACUUAGUUGAUGCCGGAUAUGCAAAUAGUGAGGGAUUUCUUGCACCAUUUAGGGGACAAAGAUAUCAUUUAAGUGAGUGGCGUGAAGGUCGUUAUGCAAGAAGUGCGGAAGAAUUCUACAAUAUGAAACACUCGGCUGCUCGUAAUGUUAUUGAGCGUUGUUUUGGAGUACUUAAACUGCGGUGGGGUAUUCUUAGAUGCGCAUCUCACUAUCCAGCAAGAACUCAUAAUCGGAUCAUCAUUGCUUGUUGCUUGCUUCAUAAUUUCAUUAGGAUGGAGCAUGAAUUUGAUCCAUUUGAGGCUGAAAUUAAUGAGACAAGUGAUAAUAAUGUCAUAGAAGAUGAUCCAAUUAUUGCAAUUGAACCAUCCGAGGCUUGGACAACAAUGAGAAUGGAGUUGGCUAAUGAAAUGUUUAAUACAUGGAAAGCUUCAAGGAAUUAAGAUUGUUGCUUGCUUCUUUAGUUUGUUAAUUCUUUGUAGUUAGAAAGAAUAGGUUGGAACUAAUGUUACACAAAAACUUCUGGAUACUUUACUUAUUUAUAAUCUGUUAUUAUAUAAAAUAUGGUUUCUGUUUCAUCUCUA
Mercurialis annua (annual mercury) is the source of this 1690-nucleotide messenger RNA. Its product is annotated as protein ALP1-like. NCBI's taxonomy places the organism in Eukaryota, Viridiplantae, Streptophyta, Magnoliopsida, Malpighiales, Euphorbiaceae. The record is from RefSeq and is a predicted model, not a curated record. The coding region runs from base 350 to 1549 and encodes 399 amino acids. The transcript has 4 exons.